AUGCCAAAGCGCAAAUUAGAUGCAGAUGCCCCGCUGAAGGAGCAAUUUCAAGCACUGCGGCAAGUGGCUUCCUUAAAUCACAGACAAUGCCGAUCAGUAAUGGAACUCUUAAAUGUCGAUAAAGGCGACACAGGGAAGAGAAGCUGCAGCCGGAAGGAACAGUUGUAUCCUGAUGCUGCAAGAGCUCUGCGUAACGUCACCGUGUGUGGCGAGAAUACGGAAUUGACCUUGCUCCUUUUUUCAGUGGUCGAAUGCACGCAGAAUAAAUUAGAUAGCUGCCCCUUCUUUCAUGACUGCUUGGCUGAAGUGGUGCAAGCUCACAAUUAUGAAUUGGAAUUAUUAGUGUUUUGGGACGAAAUAGUUCCGGGUAAUGUGCUGGCUCCUGACUUGAGGAGAAAAGCAGCAGCAACCUACUUUGCCUAUGCCGACGUGGCCGCUCUAUGGGCAGAUACAUCUUGGAUGACGUUAUCUCUGACACGAAGCCAAGAACUGCAAGGCAUGCCACAGGGAUAUGCGCGCAGCAUGUCCGCCAUUUUGGAGGCGGUGUGGGAGGAAACAAAAGCAGGGUUCAUGCUGGAGUUUCGAACGGGCCCUUGUCUUGCGCAUAUUCGCAAAAUUUCCUUGCUGGCAGAUGCGGACGGCCUGCGUUUGCUGUUAGGAGCGAAAGGUGCUAGCGGAUUGAAACCUUGUUUCCGCUGCACCAACGUUGUGGGAGGAGACCACACAAACCUUGGAAAUCACCAACAUAUCAGCUCUGCUGCAGUCGAAAAGUGGGAGGCAGCAACGACGCAGGGUCUGAAUGACAUUGUUGACUAUUUACAAAAUCUGCCAAACAAGACUGCUGUAGAAAAGGCAGAAACCCUGCUCGGUUGGAAUAGCAAAGCUUUGUCAGCAAGCUUUUUGCUCAAUCCCGCAUUGAAAGACAUCGUUAAUCUGGACGAUUGUCUAUAUGAUCCAAUGCAUUGUUUCGUAUCCAAUGGGAUUGUGUGUCAAGAAUUAGGGCUCUGGCAUUCAGCUCUUGCUGGCAAGACCAACAUAAGGUUGAAUCAUCUUUUGUCAUAUGCCAAAACUUGCUGGAAAGAUUGCCCGCCCAAUCUCAGAGACAUGGGCAAACUCUUCAGCGCAAAGCUGUGGGUCGAUGGCAAAGAUUUCCGUGGAGAUGCAUCGGAAACCUUAGAUGUGUUGCCCUUGUGUGUGGCCUUCAGUCAUGAACUGGUUUUGCCGACAUAUCCUGAGAUGACCGACGAAAUCCAAAGUUUGACUUCUUUGGCCGCAGUCAUUGCUACGUGGCUGCGUGCCAAACGUGACAAUGCUGUGGCAAUGGUGCCUCGCAUGCGGCAGGAACAGAAGGAACACGUCCUUUCCUUUGUCAAAUGCUAUGGAGUGAACUUGGUGCGUCCCAAGUUACACUACUCCCUCCACCUGCCAGACCAAUGGUUGAGAGCGCAAAAAACAUUUGAUGCAUUUCCCACGGAACGAAAGCAUCAAUACUACAAAUCGCGAAUUGCGCCGCGUUUGAAACAGCUGAGCACACUCAAUGCGGUGGCUCUCUUGGAGCUAGGAGAAAAUGAUUUGAAAAUAACUGAGCACGACAAAACGCUGUCAACUCAGCUGUUGCGUGGGAAUGCCACUUGUUUGUGCGAACCUCUCCAAAAACAAAUGGAAGCAAAAAACUGGAAAAUUACUAAACAACUGCAGCACAAAGCAGUCGUUCAUGGACAAGGACAAUACAAAAUUCUGCCUGAUGGAACGGCACUUGAAAUUGUGGGCGCAGCAGAAAGAAAGAAAGCCUUCUUUUUGCUUGGGAAACAGCUGCAAAAAGAAGAAGAAAUAGCACCCACCUUUACACGCUGGUCUCGCUUGAUCACCCUGACUAAGAUUACCCUGCUGCCAGUUGAAGAUUUGCCGCGCUGUGACAAUGCCGCGCUACACCGCGUCGAGCCUUCGUGCAAAGUGCAUCCAUUCCAUGGGCGACUUUCUCGCUUCACACUGUUGACAAUUGGUUGGCAGAGCACCUCCCACGACCGUGCACACGAGACGCAGGAGCUCUUACAGCCUUGCCGUUCCCAAGACGGUCUUCCCUCACGGCCCGCCAGCGCCCAUGCCAUCCUCGGCACACCGGCCUCAGCGCUGAACACGGCGUUUGAACUCUUGGACCAAGGAAGGACUGGCGUUACCUAUUCCAAAGUUCAAGGACUGUUAGCACCCCCAUCACAAAAGGACUCAGUUUUGCCUCGGCGUUCGGAUCGCGCUGGUACCAACUCUGGUUGUGUUCUGGGUGCCUUGCGUUCACAACCGCGAAAUCCGAGGCAGAAGGUUGCUUUGCUGGGGGGACACUGUGCCAACAGUGGAGCUGUUGUUCAACCACCCUUGGGUGCAACUAUGGGUCAUGGCCUUCUUCCAAGCAGUGAAGCCAACCUGCGCGAAGCCGCCAAGAAGGGCGAGUUCUACUAUCCGGCCACUCCUUCGAGGGCUGAGAGGCCACGAGCGAGUAGUGCCAGCUUGAGCAGGACUCGAUCACACGUCUUGGAGCGCCCAAAGUCCACAAAGACGGCCUGGAGGUAG
Cladocopium goreaui is the source of this 2565-nucleotide messenger RNA. The record is from the annotation of a GenBank genome assembly. Lineage: Eukaryota; Dinophyceae; Suessiales; Symbiodiniaceae.